AUGGACACGGGCGUGGAUCACGACACGGGCUCUCGUAGGGAGCGGCCGUGGUUAUUUGCAUCGAAUCGUAAGCUUCGACAUGUUCACGGUAUCUCUGUUCGCAACUUAGUCGUCACUCCGCCCCCGAACCGGGCUCGCGGCAAGACCAUUGACGAUGACGAUAUUCCCAAUGCUUUGAAGACUCCCUCGAAGAUCCUAGCGCGAAAUCAGAAUCGUUCUUUGCAUCCGUCGCGAUCUUUCACCGACCUCAAGUCCCGCACGAGCCAAGAUAGCCCUGCGGAAACGCAGCCCGAAGUGCGAUCGUCGCGUCGGCGAAGUACCCUGCCCUGGAGUGAUCCCAACCCUCGAACCAGACAGAUCAGACUAGAGGAUAUUACCAGCAGUCGCAUGGCCGAUACAUGGUUCUCUCUUCAUUGCGAGGAUGUCGAUGUGCCAGUCUACGUCAGCGAAGUGGUCGACAAUGCGACCAAUCCCAGCUUCCGGUCCUUCGACAUGAAUCUGUGUGGUUCGCGAAUUUCUCGCUUGGAUUCUUUGACUUUAAAACUCUGGGCGAAGACAGUGGCCAUGCCAGAGUAUGUUCUAUUGGUCGAAUUACAGCUACAUCUGAGGUCGUUGCAGUUUUUGGGUAAGACACUGGAAAGCUUCCACCAGCCGCUACCCGCGAAUUCCAUUCUGUUCCACUUUCCAGACGGUGUUUACACCAACCUCACUGAUCUCCCGCCGGUUGAGACCCCGCUCUCAGGUUCCAGUCAGCGGGCCACCGAUGGAACUGCGUUGCCCACUUCGUCGUACGACGCCUUGAUGCGAUUGGCGAAUCUAGAUGAAUGUAUCCAGGAUGCACUCGCGACCCGGGAGAAGCUGGAGAUGCAGAUCAGUGCAAUCCUGGAGAAGAAUGAGCGUGCUUUGGCUACACUGGGAAAUGCCGCUCAGGCGCAGGACCGACUCUCUUAUACCCGCCAGGCCGUCACCGCUGAGCGCAGACAGGCCCGGGCAGCAAUGAAGCGUAAGGAGGAGCUGAUCGCAAGCAUCAAGGCUCGGAAAGAGGCAAUGUCACAAGGGCGCCACGUUCAGGAUAAGGCUCGCAGUCACUUACCUGAUGCCCAGGAGAAAUUGGUCUCCAGCGAACAGCUGCUCACACACAAUGCGGACGAAGCCAAGGGUCAGAUUCGACGCAUUUCGGAAGACUUGCUGGCGAUUUAUCCUAUCGAGCCCAUCCCCGACAAACCGCUGGCAUUCACUAUUGCCGGGUUGGCUCUCCCCAAUUCCUCUUUUGAUGACGUUGACCGCGAGGCGGUUGCAGCUGCGCUGGGAUACACAUCGCACCUAGUCUAUUUACUUUCUUUCUAUCUGUCGGUGACUCUUCCAUACCCGGUCAACCCGCACCUGUCGACAUCGUUGAUCCAAGAUCCGGUGUCCGCAUCACUUCCUCAGCGCACCUAUCCGCUCCACCCGGUGAACGUUCAAUAUCGAUUCGAAUACGGAGUUUUUCUGCUAAACAAGAAUAUCGAGUUCCUGCUGGGCAAGCUCGGACUGCGUGUGCUGGACAUCCGUCAUACCCUCCCCAACCUCAAAUACCUCCUUUAUGUCCUGACCGCGGGCACCGCGGAGAUUCCUGCUCGGAAAGCGGGCGGGAUUCGGGGUCUUAUCGCUGGGCGGUUGACUCCAGAUAUGUCUCGACGCGGUAGCACCGACAGCGCGGUCUCUGGUGAAUUGGUACAACCUCGCAAGGCGUGGGAAUCAAUGUCUAGGAUGAACGGCGGUUUCCAUCCAGAUAAGGCCAAGAAGUCGUUGACGACGGCGGCCAGCCCAUCGCCGUCGGCCCGGGUGGCUUAG
Penicillium alfredii is the source of this 1833-nucleotide messenger RNA. RefSeq names its product putative UV radiation resistance protein (UVRAG). Gene Ontology annotation, cellular component: endosome; lytic vacuole. Gene Ontology annotation, molecular function: SNARE binding. The record is from RefSeq and is a predicted model, not a curated record. Gene Ontology annotation, biological process: SNARE complex assembly. Lineage: Eukaryota; Fungi; Ascomycota; Eurotiomycetes; Eurotiales; Aspergillaceae. Bases 1 to 1833 code for a protein of 610 amino acids. The transcript is spliced from 2 exons.